AUGCAAGCUUGGCGUGCCAGGAUGCAGAAAUUCAUGCCCCAGCUGCAGAAGGAGACGGACAUGAAGAAGAACGAUGCCAUGGCCAUUGUGAAUGAGAAUUCCAAGCUGCAGAUUUCAGAUUUGCCUGCAGAGUAUCAUAAGGCCAUUGCGAAACUCAAGCAGUAUGAGGAGGAGGCGGAUCAGCUGGUGGAGCUCUGGCGCCAGCGCAAGGAGCGCAAGAGCUCCGCAUCGGCGAAUGGGGAGCUGUUGAGGGCGGCGGAGGCCAGGGCGGAGGAGGCGAGGGCCGAGGAGGAGAGGCAGCGCCUUGAGAAGGAGGAGCAGCAGGAGCGGGCGCGACUGGAGGAGUUGCAGCGACAACAGGAGGAGGAGGAGCGUCUGCACAAGGAAGCCAAAGUGCAGGAGCGGAAGGCGCGAGUGGAGGAGUUCUUGCAAGCCAAUGGCUUCACCGAGGUCGCAGCGCCCAAGCGGGUACAGGAGAAGAUGCUGGGCGUGCCGUUGAUGUCCAAGACCAUCUAUGCCAUCCACGUGGCCGCGGAGCUGGGGGAUGCCGACAUGGUGGAGAUGCUCAUGAAGGAGGGAGCGGACCCCAUGCAGAAGACCUCGGCGGGGAAGACGCCCAAAGACCUGGCGAAGAAGCGGAGCAAGGGCGGGUCCCAUGACGCGGUGAUUCAAGCGCUGGGCCAGAAGACGGCGAAGAUCGGGGGCGCCUACCUUGAGGCUGACUGGGCCAGCAUCCACCCGGCCGAAACGGCCGAAACAGGGCGGAUGGCACUGCCUCCGAACUGGACGAAGUACUCUACAGAUGAUGGCAAGGAGUACUAUUACAACUCUGCCACCAACGUCACUCAGUGGGAGAAGCCGGAAUGGUCGCUGGGCCCGGAGAGCGCUUCCUUCCACAGCCAAUCCUCGGAAGUGUACCGCCCAAGCGUCUCCGACUUGGAUUUGCAAGACCGCGCUGCCCCGACAGGUGGAGGCAUGGUCCCGCUUGGAGGACAUGAGGCGCGGGGCGGCAAGCUGGCGACCACUGAGGCAGACACCGUGUCGUUGAACGUCCCGAGCGGAGCGAUGGAUUCGGUGCAAGGCCCUGCGGCUGGCGGCUCCCUCAGAGGCUUUGGAGGCAUGAUUGCAUCAGCCGCCGGCGCUGAGGAAGGCCAAGACGUGCAGGGCUGGGCAGGUGCCAUGCUGUCGUACGCGCAGCAGAUGUUCGAUGUCAGCUCCCAGGACGUGCUGAAGCGCAUCAAGCUGGCGCUGGUCCCAUUCCAGGGCCAAGAGGACGCGGCCAACGAUUUCCGGACACGGCCUGACUUCUAUGGCCCCUUCUGGGUGGCCAGCACUGCAAUCCUCUUCCUGGCAGCCACGGGGAACUUUGCUCGACUUCUCGAGAUGGAGGAUGAGCAGGACUUCAAGUCCGACUACAAGCUGGUGAGUGUUGCCGCCACCCUGAUCUACGGUCUGCUGGUGGCGGUGCCUCUGGCGGUGCGCCUGGGGCUCUACUGCUCCGGGCAGUCGGUGGAUAGCAUCAACUUCAAGCAGGUGAUUUGCGUCUACGGAUACUCCUCGACCCCGCUGAUCCCAAUGUCCGUGAUAUGCCUUGUCCCGCUGGGCUUCCUGCGAUGGCUAGCUGUGCUGGGGGGGCUCGGCACCUCUCUUGCGUUCAUCUACGGCACCCUCUGGACAGACCUUGCUGUAGAGGCACCAUCGCUGAAGUGGAAGGUGCUUGGACUCUUCUGUGCAGCCCAUGUCAUCACCUUUCUGACCUACCGCGUCUACUUCUUUAAUUCGAUCAGCUGAACGACGAAAUCGAUCAGCUGGGCCCCGCCAGAAACACGGUUCGUGCAGUCACAACCGAGUGGUCUCCUGCAAACAAGCU
Effrenium voratum is the source of this 1870-nucleotide messenger RNA. The record is from the annotation of a GenBank genome assembly. Lineage: Eukaryota; Dinophyceae; Suessiales; Symbiodiniaceae.